Messenger RNA from Acytostelium subglobosum LB1, 363 nucleotides. RefSeq lists its product as hypothetical. The transcript has a single exon. The record is from RefSeq and is a predicted model, not a curated record. The annotation marks the transcript as partial. NCBI's taxonomy places the organism in Eukaryota, Evosea, Eumycetozoa, Acytosteliales, Acytosteliaceae.
GUAUCAUACAGAUAUAUACAACAUUAUCACUCUCUAUCUAUCUCUCUCUCUGUAUCCACUCACCCAACCCGAUCAAUCACCACCACAACCACCAUCACUACGCCCAUCACCCCCAAACACACUCUCUCUUUUAAAAACCAAGGGCAAAGAUACGUCGACUUGGUUACCAUCAGCAGCAGCAGCAGCAGCAAUUUGAUUGAUUCUGGAGUGUGCAUCCAUCAAUCCAUCAUUCCAUCCAUCCAAUCAAACAAACAACAAACAAUCCAUCACAUCAAAGGUCAACAUUCAUAUUCAUUCAUCAAGUCGCUUCAUCAUCAUCAUUAUUAUUAUUAUUAUUAUAUUAGUUUUUUUGGUUCAAGCCCU